AUGAGACGUUCCCCAGUCCAACUCUAUAAUUUAGCGUUUCAAUUUAAAAUGCAAUCGAAACAAUUAGAACGUGAAGCUAUUAAACAUGAUAAAGCUGAACGUGCAGAAAAAGCCAAAGUUAAAACAGAAUUAGCUAAAGGAAAUUUAGAAGCAGCAAAAAUACAUGCUGAAAAUGCCAUUAGACAUCAUUCAGAAUCAAUUAAUUGUAAACGUUUAUCAGCACGAGUUGAAUCGAUUCAAUCACGUGUUCAAGCUGCUUCAGCACACAGACAAUUAGCUAGUGGCUUGAAAAACACCGUUGCACUUAUGACACGAGUUACCAAAAAUAUGGAUUUAAGCGAAACAUCAAAAAUGAUGGAAAUGUUGGAAAAGAAUUUCGAAGAUUUAGAUGUAAAAACAAAAGUAAUGGAUGAUUCAAUGCAAGCUACAACUACAACAUUGACACCAGCUGAUAAAGUAACAAGUUUAUUACAAGAAAUAGCUGAUGAAGCUGGUCUUGAAUUAAAUAUGAAUAUACCAUCAGCAUCACAAGUUGGAACGACAACAGCUCUCACUGAACAAGAUGAACUUACAAAACGUUUGGCUGCACUUCGUCAAACAUCGUAA
This is a messenger RNA of Didymodactylos carnosus, 606 nucleotides long. Lineage: Eukaryota; Metazoa; Rotifera; Eurotatoria; Philodinida; Philodinidae. The record is from the annotation of a GenBank genome assembly.